CAACACCCGGAAGUGAGAGCAGUUGAACGGUAGAGCACCUAAACGGCUGCAGCGGCUCGCCAUCUCUCACACACGAACCUGAAAGUGUUGUGUUAAAACUCUGUCCACCGUUAAAACUUUCUAGAUCAACCAGCAUGUCUGUCUUGUGUUAUAAUAAGGGAUGUGGACAGCGAUUCGAUCCAGAAAACAACCCAGACGAUGGCUGCACCUAUCACCCAGGAGUCCCGGUGUUUCAUGAUGCAUUGAAAGGAUGGUCCUGCUGCAAGAGAAGAACUACCGACUUCUCAGACUUCCUCAGCAUUGCUGGCUGCACAAAGGGUCCACACAACAAAGAGAAGCCCCCUGAGCCGGUGAAACCAGAUGUGACAUCGUCCGGAGAAAAGAAGGAAGGAGAAGACCAAAAACCAAAGUUUAACGAGUACAUAAUCUCUGCACCAAAACCUCAGGAGGCGAUAUGCAGACCGAGUCCUGAUGAGCCCAUGGUGAGAUUGCAGCAUAAAGUCUCUGCUUCUCUAAAGCAAGCACUGGAGAAAUUAAAACUAUCUGAAAAUGCCGCAGAGGAGAAAGAGGAAGAUAACGACGAGAUCAAAAUUGGAACAUCGUGUAAAAACGGAGGAUGUACCAAUACUUAUGAAGGACCUGCAAGUGAAGCAGAUACUUGUUUAUUCCACUCUGGAUGCCCCAUCUUCCAUGAAGGGAUGAAAUACUGGAGCUGCUGUAAGAGGAAAACCUCUGAUUUCAACACCUUCCUCUCUCAAGAGGGCUGCACCAAAGGAUUACAUGUAUGGAGGAAAAAAGAUGCGGGAAAGAAAGUGGUCCCCUGUCGGUUUGACUGGCACCAGACCGGGACACAGGUCAUCAUUUCUAUUUAUGCCAAAAAUGCCGUCCCAGAGCUCAGCUAUGUGGAUGCCAACAGCACCACGCUCAAUAUCCGCAUUUUAUUUGAAGGAGAGAAGGAAUUUGAGCAGAAAAUCAGCUUGUGGGGAGUGAUAGAUGUGAGCAAAAGCAUGGUGAACAUGAUGGCAGCCAAGAUUGAAAUAGCCAUGAAGAAGUCAGAACCAAUGUCCUGGGCUCGUCUGGACCUUCCUCCUGUUCCCCCAGCCAAGGAGAACGACAAGAAGAAAGAAGAGGUUGACAGUGAGAAUGAGGAUGAAUGAUUAGGAUUUAAAAUGAAUAUGUGGUGUGUAUUUUUAGCUUUAUCACACUUUACAUUCAUUACAUCUUUAAAGAA
Messenger RNA from Melanotaenia boesemani (Boeseman's rainbowfish), 1231 nucleotides. It is a transcript of the gene chordc1b, whose product is annotated as cysteine and histidine-rich domain (CHORD) containing 1b. Lineage: Eukaryota; Metazoa; Chordata; Actinopteri; Atheriniformes; Melanotaeniidae. The coding region runs from base 135 to 1157 and encodes 340 amino acids. The transcript has 11 exons. The record is from RefSeq and is a predicted model, not a curated record.